Molecule: messenger RNA, 1347 nt
Organism: Dujonia railenensis
Lineage: Eukaryota; Fungi; Ascomycota; Pichiomycetes; Serinales; Debaryomycetaceae
Source: the annotation of a GenBank genome assembly
AUGAAAUUUCAAAAUAUUUUUGCAACUGCUGUUACUCUAAGCUCGUUUGUAGCUGGUCAAACGAUCACCACGGAUACUGUAACCUAUGGGUCUACAUUACAAAUUGGUGAUACCAUUAUUGCGCCUGAUGUAUAUUGGUCCAUCGUAAACAGUGCCGUCAAUCUUUUUGCUGGUAAUGUCCUUGUUAAUCCAGGUGGAGAGCUUUUCAUCUCGGCAAAUAAUGGACUUAUCGCAUUAACAGUAGGAUUCGCAGGAAUUCUUAAUGAUUUUACGAAUAAUGGAGGAACUAUAGUUUUUUCAUCUGAAAAUGGUAUAACAGGUCCCCUGUAUGAUAUUGUUGCCGCAUCGUUCUACAAUUCCGGUAACAUCUUCUAUGAUGCUACUGGAAGUGUGUUAACUGCUACAUACAAUUUGAAUUCAGUUUCGUGGACUAACGAUGGUUUAAUUGCACUUUACCUGGAUGCAUUAACAGGUGAAUUUACUACAUUAGGAUCUAUUGGUUUCCCUAUUCAAAAUAAUGGUCAAAUUUGUUUGAUCAAUCAAGUUUGGCAACAAACUACAAUUGUUCAAGGGUCUGGUUGUAUUGACGUUGGUGCUGGUUCUGACGCUUGGAUUUCCAACUCCUUGUUAAGCUUUGAUCCAAACCAAACAAUUUACUUGAGUACUCCUUCAUCCGUACUUAGAGUUGCAUCCUUAUCAUUAACACAAACAUUCAAAGUCGCUGGUUUUGGUGGCGGAAAUGUAAUUGGAUUAGAUUUACCAAUCACUGGUAGGAGUUAUGAUGCCGCUACAGGUAUCUUAACGCUUUCAACAGGUAUAUUUCCAUUCCAAUUAUCUCAAAAAUUCAAUAUUGGACUUGGUUACGAUCCUAAUGGAUUCUCAACUAUCACUUUCAGUUUUGGCGCAUUGUUUGCUCCAACUAUACAGAGUGCUGUGACCUACUCCGGUCCAGUUCCAGCUGGUUCCACUCUGCCUUCAGCCUGUACACAAUGUCUUCCAGUCCCACCAAUUCCAGUUGAUAAUAUUCAAACUACCACAACUUCGACAUGGACUGGAUCUACUACUGCAACCACUACUGUCACCGUUACUCCAGGUGGAACUGAUACCGUCAUUAUUGAAGUUCCCUCUACCACUAACGCUGAGACUACUUUAACUUCCACUUGGACUGGAUCAACUACUGGUACCACCACUAUCACUGCUGCUCCAGGUGGAACUGAUACUGUUAUUGUCGAAGUACCUUCUACCACUAACGCUGAGACUACAUUAACUUCCACUUGGACUGGAUCAACUACUGGUACCACCACUAUCACUGCUGCUCCUGGUGGAACUGAUACUGUUAUUGUCGAA